Messenger RNA from Brassica oleracea var. oleracea, 735 nucleotides. RefSeq names its product transmembrane ascorbate ferrireductase 1-like. The record is from RefSeq and is a predicted model, not a curated record. The transcript is spliced from 4 exons. NCBI's taxonomy places the organism in Eukaryota, Viridiplantae, Streptophyta, Magnoliopsida, Brassicales, Brassicaceae. Bases 28 to 735 code for a protein of 235 amino acids. Gene Ontology annotation, molecular function: oxidoreductase activity.
CAAAGAAGAUUAUAAACAAGACCAAACAUGUCUGUCGUAAUAAACGCCAGGAUAGUGGCGUUUGCGGUACACGCCCUCGCCGUGGUCGCUUCGGUUAUGCUGUUUGUUUGGUCAAUAUGUUACAGAGGUGGAUUUGCGUGGGAAUCUACCAACAAGACCCUCCUCAUCUUCAAUCUGCAUCCUGUUUUGACUCUCACCGGCUUAGUAAUUCUGGGAGGAGAAGCAAUUAUAAGUUACAAAUCGCUUCCAUUUGAGAAACGAGUGAACAAAUUGAUCCACCUUGUUUUCCACGCAAUCGCCAUUAUUCUUGGAAUCUUGGGAAUCUAUGCUGCUUUCAAGCACCAUAACGAGAAACACGUCCCAAAUCUCUAUACCAUCCAUUCUUGGGUUGGUAUUGGUGUCAUUGUCCUUUACGCUCUCCAGUGGCUGUAUAGCUUUAUUAUCUACUUCUUCCCAGGAGGAUCAUCAACUCUCAGAAGGGACUUACUUCCGUGGCACAUUUUCCUCGGUGUCUUUGUCUAUGUUCUUGCAGUUGGAAACUCGGUUUUAGGGUUUCUUGAAAAGCUUACUUUCUUGGAAAAGUCAGGGCUUGACAAGUUUGGAUCAGAAGCGUUCCUUGUCAACUUCAUGGCUAUUAUCACUAUUCUGUUUGGUACUUUUGUGCUUCUCAUUGUUUACUCCAAGUCUCCUCCUUCGGUUGAAGAAGAUAACAACUAUAGCUACUCACCUAUAUGA